Messenger RNA from Haemonchus placei, 144 nucleotides. The record is from the annotation of a GenBank genome assembly. NCBI's taxonomy places the organism in Eukaryota, Metazoa, Nematoda, Chromadorea, Rhabditida, Trichostrongylidae.
AUGGACAGCCUUUGCAACACCAUCAAUGGCAAACUAAUUCUUCGAAAUCUGAAUGGUAAGUAUAUACUGCACUCAAGCUGUCCACAGUUUUUGCAUCAUCUUUCGUCUAGCGACGAAAACGAACUUCUGCACCUUCAAGCUUGA